Molecule: messenger RNA, 1131 nt
Organism: Babesia ovata
Lineage: Eukaryota; Apicomplexa; Aconoidasida; Piroplasmida; Babesiidae
Product: zinc C2H2 type domain-containing protein
Exons: 1
Coding region: 1-1131 (376 amino acids)
Biological process (GO): ribosomal large subunit biogenesis
Cellular component (GO): preribosome, large subunit precursor
Source: RefSeq, a predicted model, not a curated record
AUGGCAGCAAAGUCCGGCGGAGGUCUUUGCUUUCUGAAGAGCAGCGCCAAGUCGGAAGCGGCGCCCGUAGAAAGGUCAAUAAAAUGCGUCACUUGUGCCGCUAUUUUCCCGGAUGUCGCCGGGCAAAAAUCGCAUUUCAAGUCGGAGUGGCAUCUUUACAACGUCAAGCGCAAGGGCAGCGGGAUCGACGCCAUGAGCCACGAAGAGUUCCUUCAGCUGAAGGAGCGCCUGGUCCAGAUGAUGGAGCUCAAGAACAACGAAUUAGAGAGCAAGAGCAAGGCAAAGAUGCUGCGGAAGUCUAAGGAGGCCAGCUCUUCAGCCAACUAUCGCAAUCAAGAGUCAUCGGAGGGGUGCGAGGAAACGUGCGCCGCCAGUACGGUGAAAAGCGGCGUCACAAGCGUGCCGUAUUGCCCAACUACGUGCUUAUUCAGUGGUAAGAAGUCGGGAAGCGUUGAGGAAAACCUCCAGUGGAUGUCGAAGACGUACUCUUUCUUCUUGCCGGAGCAGGAGCAUCUGGUCGACGUAAACUCGCUGCUCGCCUACCUCCAUGACAAGAUCUACAACCAGUACACGUGCAUCUACUGCCACCGUAUUUUUAAGAGCAUAUACGCAGUUAUGCACCACAUGGAUCAGAAGCAACACCGGAAGGUGAACGACGAUGACUUCUUGGAGCUUGCCCAGUUCUACGACUUCACCGGGACGUACGCCGAGUUGAUCCCCUCCAAGGCGGCCGACGAAAGCAGCUGCGGGAGCACUGCGGACGACGAUGACGACGACUGGGAGGACGUCAUCACCGGGACCACCGACAGCCAGGAGGCCAUUCAGCGGCUGGCUAACUUCGGUGUCGUCAGAGCCAAAAUCACCGAUUGCGGCAACCUGGCCCUGCCCAACGGCAGGGAAGCCGUCCACAGAGAUGUGUCCUAUGUCUACAAGCAGAAUUUGGUCGUGCGCAGCUCAUACGGAGUGAGAAAGUCGCCGACAGGGUUCCAGUUCCUCCGAGUCAGCGAAAAGAGGCAGAUCACACGCGCCGAGAAGCAAAAGCGCACCCACAUCGACCACGUCAGGCUAAAAAUGCAGUACAAGUCCUACAAGCUGUUCGUGCCAUGCAACCAAAUCGCGUAUGCCACUUAG